Molecule: messenger RNA, 1188 nt
Organism: Monoraphidium neglectum
Lineage: Eukaryota; Viridiplantae; Chlorophyta; Chlorophyceae; Sphaeropleales; Selenastraceae
Exons: 4
Coding region: 1-1188 (395 amino acids)
Cellular component (GO): ribonucleoprotein complex
Molecular function (GO): nucleic acid binding
Source: RefSeq, a predicted model, not a curated record
AUGACAGCACGGAUAUUCGAUGCGGCCAUGCCGGACCUGGAGGCCGUCCGAAAAAUCCUGGAGGAGCUGGCGCCGCGCGGCCACUGCCUCCACCUGCGCGGCCUGCCCUUCGCUGCCACCGCCGACGACGUCGAAGCGUUCUUAUCCCCGAUCCCCCUCGCCGCCCCCGGCGCGGGCGCGGUCGUGUUCACGUUCACCGCGGACGGGCGGCCGACGGGCGAGGCGUAUGUGGAGGUCGUCGACGAGGCGGCGGCCGCGGCCGCGAUGCUGAAGCACAAGGAUCGCAUGGGGGCGCGCUACAUAGAGGUGUUCGCCAGCACCAAGCACGACCUGCUGCAGGCGGCGCAGGCGGCGCAAUACCAAGCAAGCCAGGCCGCGCUGCGGCGGCGCUGGGCGGCGCUCGGGCUCGGCGGCGCCGGCGGGCCGGGCGCGGCGUUCGGCGUGGCGGCGCCGGCGGGCUACGGGCGCGUGCCCGGGCAGGUGGUGGUGGCGCAGGUAGGCCCGCCGGCCGCGGUCUCAGCAGACGAGCUUGCCCAGGCUUUCCAAGGUGUCAGCCUGCGCGCCGCGCCGCCCGCGCCGGCCGGCACUUUCAUCGUGGCGCCCCAGGAGCUAUACCCUCAGUACGGCGGCGCCGCCGUCGCCGCCGGCGUGCCGCUUGCGGGGCACUACGGCGGUGGGCAGUACGGCGGCGGGCAGUACGGCGGUGUGCAGUACAGCGGCGCGGCAGUACCUAUGCCUUACUACGUGAUGGACCCAGCGGCCAUGGCCGGCGCAUCUGGCGGCCGUGCCGUGCAUGCGCAGGUCUCGGUGGCGCAGGUGCAGCAGUCGCAGCCGGCUCACCUGCAACCGCAGCAACAGCAGCAGCAGCAGCAGGAGCAGGUGCCGCAGGGGCUCUACCUGGCGGGAUACAGCCAGCAGGGGCCUGUGUAUCUCUCGCCGCCGCCGCCGCAGCAGCAGCAGCAGCAGCAGCAGGAGCAGCAGCAACAGGUGUACGCGCCACUGCAGCAGUGGGGGCCACCAGUGGCGGCUAGCGGGCCCCCGGACCCCAUGACACCCUCCAUGUGGAAUUACGUCGGCGCGCCUGUCCACCCAAGCACUGUAGACUCGAACCCAGUGCCCGGCCAAUUUGUGCCAGGCCAGUACGUACCCGCGGCGUCUCAGCCCUACAACUCGCCGUCAGGCAGCUAG